This is a messenger RNA of Oncorhynchus kisutch (coho salmon), 4668 nucleotides long. RefSeq names its product MAP/microtubule affinity-regulating kinase 3. Gene Ontology annotation, molecular function: tau-protein kinase activity; ATP binding. The record is from RefSeq and is a predicted model, not a curated record. Gene Ontology annotation, cellular component: plasma membrane; cytoplasm. Gene Ontology annotation, biological process: intracellular signal transduction; microtubule cytoskeleton organization; protein phosphorylation. The coding region runs from base 629 to 3076 and encodes 815 amino acids. NCBI's taxonomy places the organism in Eukaryota, Metazoa, Chordata, Actinopteri, Salmoniformes, Salmonidae. The transcript is spliced from 18 exons.
UCUCUCCAGUUAGUUGGCGGCCAUCUUGGAUCUACCCAUCAAGCAAACCUCCCUUACUUUUGGGAUGAGAGGGAGGUCUUUAACCGAAUUUGAGUCUUUCGGGGUACCAGCCCCAUCGGAAACAGGGGCAGUGCGUGUCAGAAGCCGACAAUCUACAGGAACCCAGCGUCAAAAAUUGGCUGCAAAUUCUGAAAUCGGUUUUACGUGAACUCCCCUCCCCUAUUCCUUGUCUGGACGUUAUGUGAAUUUGUUGAGGACAUGUGAACUAUCAGAACACCGUUUAUUGAGCUUUACAAUAGAGUCGUUCCCGAAAAACGGAUUGUUACAUUUUGGAGCUCGGGGUUAUGGUUUGUUUUUGGACAACUUUUUGGGGGGAAUUGCCUUUGUCGCAAUCUGUCCCACCGGUGUGUUCUGUCCAGUAAUGCGGUUCGAUCAUUUAUUUAAUGUUUCGGUGUUCUAGACAUCUUCCGGCGUAUGUUUUGCUGGAACUUGGCUGUGGCGUUGCGUUAAUGCGGGUGAACGAAUACAUGAUCUUAAAUAUCAGUUCCAGACCUGCUGUACUGUCGUUAGACUAAGGUGCAGCAAAAAGCAGACGCAGAACCACUUCGGGGAUCAAGGAAUUAUUAAAAUGUCAACCAGAACGCCACUACCUACUGUCAAUGAGCGUGACACUGAAAAUCACACCUCGCACGCUGAUGGACGCAAUGAGGUGACCACACGACCCGGGCACUCGGGCUCCCGCUCCCGGAACUCUAUCGCCUCGUGUGCCGACGAGCAGCCGCACGUCGGAAACUAUCGGCUGCUCAAGACCAUCGGCAAGGGAAACUUCGCCAAGGUCAAGCUGGCACGCCACAUCCUCACGGGCAGAGAGGUUGCCAUUAAAAUCAUUGACAAGACACAACUGAAUCCUACCAGUCUUCAAAAGCUCUUCCGAGAAGUCCGAAUAAUGAAGAUUCUAAACCAUCCAAACAUUGUGAAACUGUUUGAGGUGAUAGAGACUGAGAAAACGCUCUACCUGGUGAUGGAAUAUGCCAGUGGAGGGGAGGUCUUUGACUACCUCGUAGCUCACGGGAGGAUGAAGGAGAAGGAAGCCAGGGCAAAAUUUAGACAGAUUGUGUCAGCUGUGCAGUACUGCCAUCAGAAAAAGAUUGUACACAGAGACCUGAAGGCUGAGAACUUACUCCUAGACGCUGACAUGAACAUCAAGAUUGCCGACUUUGGCUUCAGUAACGAGUUCACAAUGGGCAGUAAGCUGGACACGUUCUGCGGCUCCCCUCCCUACGCCGCCCCAGAGCUGUUCCAGGGGAAGAAGUACGACGGGCCUGAGGUGGACGUCUGGAGCCUGGGGGUCAUACUGUACACGCUGGUGUCAGGGUCGCUGCCCUUCGACGGUCAGAACCUCAAGGAGCUGAGAGAGCGUGUUGUAAGGGGUAAAUACCGUAUCCCUUUCUACAUGUCCACCGACUGCGAAAACCUCCUCAAGCGCUUCUUGGUGCUCAACCCAUCCAAGCGUGGUACACUUGAGGUGAGGGAGGAUGUCCGAAACCAAAUCAUGAAGGACCGGUGGAUAAACGCAGGCCUAGAGGAGAAUGAACUGAAGCCAUUCAUGGAGCCAGAACAGGACAUCACAGACCAGAAGAGAAUAGACAUCAUGGUGGAGAUGGGCUACACUCAAGAGGAGGUCACUGAGUCUUUAACCAGGAUGAAGUACGAUGAGAUCACUGCCACCUACCUGCUACUGGGCAGGAAGUCCACAGAGUUGGAGGCUAGUGACUCCAGCUCUAGCAGUAACUUGUCUCUGGCCAAGGCACGGCCUGCCAGCGAGCACAACAACAACGGCCAGUCUUCUGCCCAUCUCAAGACCCAGCGGUCCAUCUCCAGCACCCAGAAACAGAGACGCUACAGCGACCAGGCCGGUCCGUCCAUCCCCUCGGUGGGCUACCCCAAGAGGAGCCAGACCACCUCGGCCGACAACGGCGACUACAAAGAGGACGGGGGUGCUCAGACCCAGAAGUCUGGUUUGUCGGGUGGGCGCAGUGGCGGCGUUGCCCCUGCCAGUCCCCUACUAGGUAAUGCCAACAACCCCAACAAGGCCGACAUCCCCGACCACAAGAAAGGCUCCACCACACCCACCGCUAACUCAAUGUCAGGGGGCAUGACGAGGAGGAACACGUAUGUGUGUAGUGACAGGAAUGCCUCGGACCGCCACUCCGCUGUCAUCCAGAAUGGAAAAGAGAACAGCAUGAGUGAAAUGUCGGCGGCCUGCACCACUAGCCUCUCUGCCUACUCCAAGGCCCUCACCUCCUCCUCGGCCUCAGUCCACCUGCGCCACCAGAAGGCCCUGUCGGCUUCGGGCCACACAUGCCGCCAAACGCUGCCACCUACCGACGGCGUUGACUUCAGGCCUAACACAACAGCGACUUCCAGUCAACGGAACCCUGGCAGCGCCACGCCCCCCGACCGGGUUCACUUCCCCCGUGGCACGGCCAGCCGCAGCACCUUCCACGGCGGCCAGCUGCGGGAGCGCCGCACUGCCACCUACAACGGCCCGCCCGCUUCGCCCACGCUCUCGCAUGACGCCACACCCCUCUCGCAGUCCCGCAGCCGCGGCUCCUCCAACCUCUUCACCAAGCUCACCUCCAAGCUCACACGCAGAGGCCCAGCAGAGUUUGAGAGAAACGGGAGGUUGGAGGGUUCAAGUCGCAACAUGUCAGGUGAUCAGGAGGACCAGCAGCAGCCUCAGCCCCCCCACGGCCAACACCCCAAGGACACCAAGCCGCGCUCCCUCCGCUUCACCUGGAGCAUGAAGACCACGUCGUCCAUGGAGCCCCACGACAUGAUGCGCGAGAUCCGCAAGGUGCUGGACGCCAACAACUGCGACUACGAGCAGCGCGAGCGCUUCCUGCUGCUGUGCGUGCACGGUGACGGCCACGCCGAGAGCCUGGUUCAGUGGGAGAUGGAAGUGUGCAAGCUGCCGCGACUCUCACUCAACGGUGUGCGCUUCAAGCGGAUCUCGGGCACAUCCAUCGCCUUUAAGAACAUUGCGUCCAAAAUUGCCAACGAGCUCAAGUUGUAGGGCCUCCUAAAGAUAUGAGGGUGGGGGAGUGUUGAGCGAGCAGGUAAAAUAUUGCGCUUUGAAAUGGACUAAAGCAGGGAUAUUCAACUCUGACCCUGUGAGGUCCGGAGCCUGCUGGUUUUCUGUUCUACCUGAUGAUAAAUAAUUCCACCCACCUGGUGUCCCAGGUCUAAAUCAGUCCCUGAUUUAGAGGGUAACAAUGAAAACAUGGGGUGGGACUGGCUUUGAGGUCCAGAGUUGUAUUUGAUGGGACCAAAAGUAGGUUGCGUAACGUGGGAAAAGAAAGCGCUUCAAAAUGGACUCUGAACGAGCUGUACAGCCGUUAUAAAAAACUGAAGUAGCAAAUUCACAACGGUUUUCCUCCAAGACAAAGUAGGUAUUGAAAACUGCUUUUGGCAAUAAUUUCCUGUGUCUUUGGAGCAUUAUUAUCGUUGAUGAUGUGAAAGGUGGUCCUGAGCUGUCGGGGACGUUGGUCUGACAUUGACAUUUGGUUGUCUUGUUUUUUUUGCUGAAUGCAUUAUUGCCAUUGUGGCUCUGGCACAGGGCUCUCCAACCCUGCUCCCGGAGAGCUUAUCAUCCUGUAGGUUUUUGCUACAACCCUAAAAAUUGGCUGGGUGAUACAGCUACAUCAGGUUAGUUACAACUGUGGUUGGAUUGAAAACCUACUGGGAGAUAGCUCUCCAGGAACAGGGUUGGAGAGCCCAUGUCUGGAAGAUGCCUCCCCAUUAGGAGUUUAAACUCUCAUACAAGGGAGGGAGUGGAGGAAGAACAUUAAAAAUGGACCCCUUCCCCCUCUAUUAGAGUACCCAGAAUUCCUCUUGCCAAGAGAAUAUGGCUGCCAGAUAUGAGUGGUUGGAUAGCCUAGCUAAUUGCACAAGUAGUUAUGGUAUUACUGUCAAAUACUGUUGAUUUUGGCAGUCGUUUGCACCCUCUACCCUUACUUAGCCAGCUUCUACACACUUGCACACUUUCAUUCUAUGAUUUGAACCGGUUGUUCAUUAGUGUUUAUCCAUGUGAUAACAGCAUAAAUGCAAUGUAUGGACCCAGCUAAGCCUCUGCUGUAUGGGGUCACCCACCCCAGAAACGGGGCCUGGAGGAUGACGCACUUCGGCUGACCCACGCUUUAAAAUGGGGGAUUGUUGCAAAGUAUCAUGGGACUGGGUCACUCGCUACAAAAAAGAGACUUCAGGGAAGAUUUUCCUUCCUGGCAUAUCUGAAUGAUAUAUAUUUUUCCUUUGUUAACAUAAUUGUUUCAACGGUUCUCUUCUCAGAUAUUACUGAAAUGCCCCCUUCUAUCUGGUCCUACCCACCUGGGCCAGUUCAGAUGCGGUCGGCCAUUCCUGGAACAGAUCGAAGAUCAACUAUGGCCAUAUUCAGGCCUUCAGUAUUCACUUACACCCUCCUAAAAAUGCUGGCACUGUUUUUUUUUUGGGGGGGGGGGAAUGUAAAUAAUAUACCUUAGUUUUGCAACAGCUGCAUAUUGAUAUACUUCCUUGUUUUUUUAUUGAGCCUGGAGCUGUGGAAUUAGUGUUAACUCAUUCAUCACCGAGUAAGUUUAACACGUGUCUCUAUUAAAAUACAUUCAGUGACUA